Messenger RNA from Gastrolobium bilobum, 1680 nucleotides. Its product is annotated as type I inositol polyphosphate 5-phosphatase 4-like. Lineage: Eukaryota; Viridiplantae; Streptophyta; Magnoliopsida; Fabales; Fabaceae. Gene Ontology annotation, biological process: phosphatidylinositol dephosphorylation. The transcript is spliced from 10 exons. Gene Ontology annotation, molecular function: phosphatidylinositol-3,4,5-trisphosphate 5-phosphatase activity; inositol-polyphosphate 5-phosphatase activity; phosphatidylinositol-4,5-bisphosphate 5-phosphatase activity. The record is from RefSeq and is a predicted model, not a curated record. Bases 1 to 1680 code for a protein of 559 amino acids.
AUGAGAGAUGAUAACUCCAAGAAAAGCAAGAUUUCCUGGCCCAAAUCAUUGGUCAAGAAGUGGUUCAAUAUCAAGAGCAAAGCCGAAGACUUUCAAGCAGAUGGUGUCCUUUACGGAGGUGUUGAUGAAGAGUGUAGGAGCAACUAUUCAGAGAGGGAGGCAUGCACUGGGAAGAAAAGCAAAACAGAGAGAUCAAGCAGAAGGUACUUAGACAGAAUGCGAAGAGUUAAGAAUGACCUUGAUGAAGCUCAGGUUACAGACGUGUAUAAUUAUAGAAUCUUUGUUGCCACUUGGAAUGUAGCAGGGAAGUCACCUCCAAGUUAUUUGAGUCUUGAAGAUUGGCUUCACACCUCUCCACCUGCUGAUAUCUAUGUUCUUGGGUUUCAAGAAAUUGUGCCUCUUAAUGCUGGUAACGUUCUUGGAACAGAAGAUAAUGGUCCUGCGAGAAAAUGGCUAGGCCUUAUUAGGGAGACCUUGAACAGCCUUCCUGGAACAAGUGGUGGUAGCCAUACUCCUUCGCCAAUCCCUGAUCCUAUUGUAGAGCUAGAUGCUGAUUUUGAAGCAUCAAUGAGGCAGAAGGCUACCUCUUUCUUCCAUCGCAGGUCCUUGCAAUCCUUGAGUUGUAGUAUGAGAAUGGAUAAUGACAUGUCACUGCCACAAGCUCGCUUUGAUCGCGGUCUCAGUGUCUGUGAUAGAAUGAUAUUUGGUCACAGGACAAGUGACUAUGACCCCAAUUAUCGAUUCUCCUUAGACGAUGAAAAUGGAACUGGUGACUCCCCAAUUACAAAACAAUAUUCACCACAGUCAUAUAGUGGUUGUUUCUCUAUGGAGGACAGUGAUAGACAGGCAGGACACUCAAGAUACUGUUUGGUUGCUAGUAAGCAAAUGGUUGGGAUAUUUUUAACAGUUUGGGUGAAAAGUGAUAUCAGAGAUGAUGUUCACAACAUGAAAGUGUCUUGUGUUGGCAGAGGGUUGAUGGGAUAUCUUGGAAACAAGGGUUCAAUAUCGAUUAGCAUGUCAUUACACCAAACAAGCUUUUGCUUCAUCUGUAGUCAUUUGACUUCUGGACAAAAGGACGGUGAUGAGCUAAGGAGAAAUUCAGAUGUGAUGGAGAUUCUCAGAAAAACAAGGUUUCCCAAGGUCCAUGACAUGUGUGAUGAGAAUUCUCCUCAGACAAUUCUGGAACAUGAUCGAAUUAUUUGGCUGGGGGAUUUAAACUAUCGAAUAGCCCUUUCUUACCGUUCAACAAAAGCUCUUGUUGAGAUGCAUAAUUGGAAGGCUUUAUUAGAGAAUGACCAGCUGUGCAUAGAGAAGAGGCAAGGUCGAGUCUUUGAAGGAUGGAAUGAAGGGAAAAUAUAUUUCCCUCCCACAUAUAAGUAUUCAAACAAUUCAGACAGAUAUGCAGGUGAUGAAAGACACUCCAAACAAAAGAGAAGAACCCCAGCAUGGUGUGAUCGUAUCUUGUGGUAUGGAAGAGGCCUCCACCAAUUAUCUUAUGUUCGUGGGGAGUCAAGAUUCUCUGAUCACCGGCCAGUUUAUGGGAUAUUCUUGGCAGAAGUUGAGUCUAUCAGCCGUAACCAAAUAAAAAAAAGCUCCCAUUGCCCCAGUUCCAGGAUUGAAGUAGAAGAGUUGUUGCCACAUUCACAUGGUUAUGGCUACACUGAUUUGAAUUUAUAUUGA